Entrophospora candida is the source of this 1275-nucleotide messenger RNA. The record is from the annotation of a GenBank genome assembly. Lineage: Eukaryota; Fungi; Glomeromycota; Glomeromycetes; Entrophosporales; Entrophosporaceae.
AUGAGAUUCCUUAUUACUGGAAACCCAGGGAUUGGGAAAACCUUAUUUGGUCAAUGGAUUUUAGCACAAUGGGUAAAAGCACAGGAAUUUCCUGUUUUAUUUGCUACCAAGGGUUUGUACUUGCAUUUUGAGGCUGGAAAAGGCGAAAAAAUCACUGAAGAAAUGUUUACAAUGUAUAUUUUUGGUAAUAAAUCAGCAUGGAUCAUAAUUGAUGGCAUUAAGCCUCCUGUUAAUCAUGAUUAUCAAUGGUGCAAAAUUUUAAUGGUGUCAUUACCAUGGGAAGUAUUUGUCAAAAAUUUCACAAAACCAGGAGAAUUUGUAGUCAGCACCCUUUAUAUGCCUACUUGGGAUGAAGAUGAAAUCAUGCAUUUGAACCUUGAUGGAAGGACAAAAGAGGAAUACCAAAAGAAAUUCUUGAUAUGUGGUGGAAUACCAAGAACAAUCAACAUGUAUUCCAUAGAAAAAAUAAAAGCAACAAUUAAUUUAUGUAUCAAAAAAUGUAGCAAUGACAUUCUAAAUUACAUUGGAAGUCUAAGUGAGGGUGACAAAUUCAGUCAUUGGCUGGUUCAUAUUCAUACUAACCUUCCUUCUAAUGCCAAUGAAGAGCUUUUUGAGUAUACCACCGAUCCAAAUAUUUAUACACAACCACCAUCUUAUACACAAUCAACUUUAUAUUUUGCAUCAAAAUAUGUUGGUGAUGAAGUGCUUAAUUAUUUAGAAGAACAACACCAUUCCUUAUUAUGGCAAUUUAUCCAACACCCACCAUUAUAUCCUGUUGAACAUGGUGCCUUGAGAGGACACCUGCUGGAAUCAAUGGCACACAAAAUAGUUCCUAAAAAUUGUUCAGUUAAGAUUCGAUGUCUUGAAAGAGAAACAUCUGAUGAAAUUAUUUCUUUUGGACAAUUAACAACAAUGACCUUCAAAACAAUUGAUGAAAUUGAAAAUGGAGUGUAUUGUCAUCCAAUUAACAAAAACUUUGAAUCAGUUGAUGCUGUAAUAGCCCCAAACAUUUUUUUUCAAAUCACUGUAGCAGAAAAACAUCCAGUCCUUCAAGCAGGGUUCAGACAACUCUUGGAGAAGUUUCAAAUAUCACCAGAUAAUAAAGCACAACUUUAUUUUAUUGUUCCUGAUUAUUUAUUUAACAAGUUUAGAAAACAACCAUAUAUAACCAAAAAAAAAGAUGAAUCAGUAAAAUUCAAUGAUUGGAUUAACAAAAGAGUGAUACAAUAUGUUGCUUGCUUAAAGGAAGAAAAGUUCAAUAAAAAAGUAUAUUAA